AUGGAGUGCUGCGAUCACGGCGUUGAUGGCCGGCAUCUCUGCGACGGCUGCGACAGCGAGUUGGCGAUGCUGUCGCACGGGUGGAGCGUCCACAACCUCAGGCUACCUCUCGUCGCACACGGAGCUGUGGUUUCGCCUAAUUUCGCCAACGUUUUCGCGAAUGGCGAUGGUAUAUUCGUCGUCCCCAAUGGCGCUACUAAGACCGUUGCUUCGCCUCCAGUCGCCGCCAAUGCCGCCUCCGGCGCCGCGUAUUCUGCUGACGUGUCGCAGCCACUGGUAACUUCCGAUCUGGCUGCAUUGACGGAGUCGUUGUGGGCUGAGCUGGCAGCAAUGGACGGCGAUUACCGCACUGCCACGUGGCAGGAUCCCGACGCCGCUCCUCCAAGCGGCUGGCAGCUGAUUGGCGACAACCCUAAAUCGCCGCGCCGCCCUGCCAAAGCCCGAACCGCGACGCCUCUUGAUAAAUUCUGUCAGCAGAGCGUGGUUCCGACAGCGAUCAAAACCGGUGCUGCGCCAUCAAGGGCUCAGACCGACUCGGACACACAGCAACAUCAUCAUUAUCAACCCUUCGCCGUGACUGCUAUGCAGGAUUCAGUGGCAACGAGUUUUGAGACUACUCAAAAGCACGCGGCGAUUGCAAGCGUCGGUGCGUCAGCGUCAUCAAAGCAACAGCAACAGCAUCCCUUUGAGAUGAUCGCUGCUGUCACACCCACUGCUGUCACUCCUGCUAAUGUCACACCUGCUGCUGCUCUUGCCACUGCUCCUUCUUCCAGCAGCCUCAGCGGCAGACCUGUUCGAGUUAAGAGCGGUGCUAUGCGGCUCCCGGAGAGUCGAGUGGGCUUUGCUGCAGUGCCCAGUUCCUCUGGAUUCGUUACAGCCUGCGGUGUUCCUGAGGUCGCUACAGCCGCUGCUGCUCCUCCUGGGUUCGCUACGGCCUCCAGUGCUCCUGGGUUCGCUACGGCCUCUGGUGUUCUCGGUUCAGCUGAAGCAGCCCAGCUUGAUGCUUCCGUUGCUUCCAACGGCCGGGCUGAUCAGGGGACGGGCUUGUUCAGUGUGCGUAAUCCCGACCAUGGUGGUAAAGAGAGCAUCCACCAGUCGGAUUUCUCUCAAGUCCCCCCUGCUUACCACCCGCCCUACUCACGAAGAUUUCCGCCCUUCUCCUCUCCUUUCCCCGCUCCUUUCCCCGCUCCCUUCCCCACGCCCAGAUCCCCUCCUUUUUCCUGUCCUUUCCCCGCUCCCUUCCCUGGCCCCUUCCCCCUUCACUCUUCGAACCUGACUGCCCCAUUUGCCUCCUCCGCCGCAUCCCUUCUCCCUGCUGCCGCCCCACCCCAGGGCCUAAGCCUGCCCCCUCCUUACCCUUCUGUCCUUCGUUCGCCCAACCUUCCACCCACUAAUCGUCCCAUUUCCCCUCAAACCCCCGAUGAUUUCUCCCCUAGUAGCCCCAUUCUGAGCCAAUUCCACCCCAGUCACCCCCUCCCCAGUCACCCCCUCCCCAGUCACCCCCUCCCCAGUCACCCCCUCCCCAGUCACCCCCUCCCCAGUCACCCCCUCCCCAGUCACCCAUUCUCCCACUCCCACCUUCACAACAACCUAUCAUCUAGCAACUCAGCACCCAAUUUUCCUCUUUCCCGGAUUUUUCACCCAAUAAGUUUCCCUGCGGUCCCAACUUCUCCUGCUGUUAGUAAUGCCUUUUCCAGUUCCACCUCCCUCAGUAUGCCCUGCUCCAGUUGCACCCUCCCCGAAGGCCCCUCCUUGCUGGCUCGCUCCUGCUCUGCUCCUCUCAUCGCCCCUGCCAUAAGCAACCCCUUUGGGACACUGCAGUCCACCCUUCGACUGCCGCCCACUGCCCAGCUUUCUGCUGUGCUGCAACUGCCACAGUCAUCAUCCCCCCCAGGAUCAAGGGCGCGUGAGCUGGAGGCGUUUCUAGAGGCGCCUCACAAACUGCCGCCCUCCGCCGCCGCUGGCCCGCUCUCUGCUGCCCUGCAAGUGCCGCAGUCGUCGUCUCCCCCGGGAUCGAAGGCACAUGAGCUAGAAGCGUUUUUCGAACGAAGUCUCAGCCUAGAGUCGUCUUGCAGGAGAGAGUUUGACAUGCAGAUGUUCUUAAAACGAAGGAUGGGCGAGAGUAAGGCACCUGAAAGGGCCGCUGAGCUGGAGGAGUUCUUAAAAGGAAGGAUGACAAUAUCGAAGGGCGAGUGUGUGGAGAUGGAUGGUGGAGAUCUUUUUCUCAAGAGGGCAUACGGACGGAUGGUGCAUAGGGGGUAG
This is a messenger RNA of Closterium sp. NIES-65, 2262 nucleotides long. Lineage: Eukaryota; Viridiplantae; Streptophyta; Zygnematophyceae; Desmidiales; Closteriaceae. The record is from the annotation of a GenBank genome assembly.